UGUGCUGUGUGCUGCUGCCUGCUAGUUGCGUCUCGCGCCUACUGUGUUGGUGCAUUUCUGUGUUUCGAGAGGAUAAAGAUCCCCCAAAAAGAGCAGCAGGAAGCAGAACUCGAUUGCGGAGUUCUUUUUUGUUCGGUUCGCGACCAGCUUGUUGUUGCCACAAAGGGAACCUGGAAGCUUGGUUCCUUCUUUCUUUCCUCCAAAACGACGACCGGCACGGGGGACGUUCCGAGCCAAAGUGUGAAGAUAGUGGCCAAACUCCGGAAUUCCAUGAGCAAUAUCUAGGCGCAUAAUUAGCGAGAGUCGAAAAUUUUCGUUUCGUGAAUCACACUGCUAGGGGGAACGCGUUGUACGUGAACGUAAGAAGAAGAAGAAGAAAAGGCAGUAUUUGAAGAAGUGAGUGCUUCUGCGAGAGGGAAAUUGGUGUAAGGUGGAAGCAGCAGCAGCAAGAGCCUCGGGCGUUGCGUGGGAGUGACGAAAGAUUAAUUUGUGGUGCAAAAAGGUCCCGGAGUGUGGGAGAACCAACCGGAGAGCCCACGAGCGGAAUAUUUCUGGCCUGUGUUGCGUGUGUUUGUGUUGUGUUGUGUUGGAAGAUAGCUUGAACAAGCUUGUGAAUUAGAAGCAGCAGCGCGCAGCAAAAAGCCUCAAAAUGCGUGAAUACAAAAUUGUCGUGCUCGGCAGCGGAGGUGUCGGCAAAUCCGCCUUGACAGUGCAGUUUGUUCAGGGUAUCUUUGUGGAAAAAUACGACCCCACGAUAGAGGACAGUUACCGCAAACAGGUCGAAGUUGACGGACAGCAAUGUAUGUUGGAAAUUUUGGACACCGCCGGAACGGAACAAUUCACGGCAAUGCGAGAUCUCUACAUGAAGAACGGCCAGGGCUUUGUGCUGGUGUACUCGAUCACGGCACAAUCCACGUUCAACGACCUGCAGGACCUCCGAGAGCAGAUUUUAAGGGUUAAGGACACUGACGAUGUUCCGAUGGUGUUGGUCGGCAACAAGUGCGAUCUGGAGGACGAGCGAGUAGUGGGCAAGGAGCUGGGCAAAAGUCUCGCGAACCAGUUCAACUGCGCCUUCAUGGAAACGUCAGCCAAAGCCAAAAUUAACGUUAACGACAUUUUCUACGACUUAGUCCAACAAAUUAACAAGAAAUCGCCAGAGAGAAAGCCCAACAAAAAGAAGAAAUCGCUGUGCGUGUUGCUCUAAGUAAACUACUGCUAAUAAUAACAAAGUAAUAAUAAAGCGAGAGGAAGCAACAAAAAAAACGGUACGAGACGUGGUUAUAAGGCAAAAAAAUCGUUCAAGAUAAGAAUUAAAGAAAAGUUAUAAACAUUAUAUUAAUAAUUAAAACAUGAGGAAGCAGAUCGCGCCGCAAGGAAGUUGAAACAAAAGGAACGCGUGGCCAGCCACAAUUGGCACCUUCUCUCGAUCGCGCGAGAGAGAACCCAAAACAGACAGAACCCAGAAUUCGGUGUGGACAUCAUCAUUUCGGUGUGUGGAAGAGGUGUGUGUGGUGAAGAAGGUAAGACACACUACUUACUUGAUAAUUUUUAAGCAAAUUAUGGAACGAUUACACACACACACACAUACAUUCGAGCACACAAACAGCAAAAAGAAACAAUUUCAAAGAAAAUAAAAGAAUCAAAAAAAAAAAACAGUAAA
Messenger RNA from Culex quinquefasciatus (southern house mosquito), 1660 nucleotides. RefSeq names its product ras-related protein Rap1 (gene Rap1). Gene Ontology annotation, molecular function: GTP binding; GTPase activity; GDP binding. The transcript is spliced from 6 exons. Lineage: Eukaryota; Metazoa; Arthropoda; Insecta; Diptera; Culicidae. The coding region runs from base 650 to 1204 and encodes 184 amino acids. The record is from RefSeq and is a predicted model, not a curated record. Gene Ontology annotation, cellular component: plasma membrane. Gene Ontology annotation, biological process: Rap protein signal transduction; negative regulation of synaptic vesicle exocytosis; cellular response to cAMP.